This is a messenger RNA of [Candida] anglica, 1293 nucleotides long. NCBI's taxonomy places the organism in Eukaryota, Fungi, Ascomycota, Pichiomycetes, Serinales, Debaryomycetaceae. The record is from the annotation of a GenBank genome assembly.
GGAAAUUAAUCCAUACACACGCACGAUACGUUUUCCUGUUGAAUCACACAAAUUGUUUGUCUCAAGCAUAAGAUCUACAGGUAGUACUAAAUUAAAUCCAACGUCUCACUUCCAAGUAGUAUUCCUCGUCAUCGUCAACUGAAGUUAAACUCCCCCCCUCAUUGUUCCCUUGAUUACAUGGACCUUUGUAAUCAGACUGUGCCCCACUAAUAUCAAUUAGCCGAAGACAUAAUAUCACCACCAGAUUAGGAUACGGGGUUCAAAAAGAAAUAAAAAAAUAAUAUUAAUUGUAACAUCAAAAAAUGAGUAACCCUAAUCAAGAAGAAAUGUUGCAAAGACAUAGAAAAGAAGCUAAAGAUUUACAAGCCACCAUUACAAGUUUGAAAAAGCAAGCCACCAAGAAAACAAGAAAGAACGUUGUAAACAAAUGUAACGACAUGGAAAGAGAUCUUAAGGAGAAACAAGCGCUUGAAAUUCAAGAAUUGAAAAGUGGUGGUGGACACGAACAAAAUGCCGAAUCUGACAAUAAAUUUGUGGGAGGAGGAGAUGAAGAUAUUAGCGCCGCAUCAACCCCUGAAGCACUCUUAGCUGCAUUAGAGCUAGAAAAUAAGAAUCUGGAUGUGGGAACGACGUCAGUAGAAAAUAUUAACAAUGGUAAGGGACAACCCCUUGAAGGUAGUGUUGCUGCUGCUGUUGUUACUGGACGUCCCAAGAGAAAUAGACAAAAGGAAAGAUUGGCAAAAAGACAACAAGAAAUUGACCGAAUUAAGGAAGAGGCCAGAUUGGAAGCACUUGAAGUGCCAGAUUACAAAAAGCUUGAAGAAGAAGGAAUGACGGAAAUGAUCAAUUUGAAUGGUUUAGAGUUAAUUGAAAUCAAACCAGAUGGGAAUUGUCUCUUUUCAUCGAUUCAAGAUCAACUUUCAGAGAAACAUGACAUUGAAUUACUGGUGGAAGAACUCCGUCGUCAAGCAGCAACGUAUAUCAGAGAAAAUAAAGACAUCUUUGCAGCAUUCAUGUACAAUGAAGCAACAGACGAACUUGAGGAUAUAGAUGAGUAUACGACGAAAUUAGAAAGCACAUCAAUGUGGGGAAGUGACAAGGAAAUUCUUGCAUUCACCAAUAUUUUCGAAUGUACUAUUUCUGUGCUUAGUUUUGAUACACACACGAAAAGAACAAACACAUUAUUAAUAAAUGAGGGACAACAAAGUAACCCACAGUUGAAUCUUGCAUAUUACAAACAUUGCUAUGGAUUGGGUGAGCAUUAUAACUCCCUUAGAAACAAAUAAAUGGUAG